Thamnophis elegans (Western terrestrial garter snake) is the source of this 2441-nucleotide messenger RNA. RefSeq names its product chromosome Z C10orf67 homolog (gene CZH10orf67). The coding region runs from base 555 to 2252 and encodes 565 amino acids. The transcript has 5 exons. The record is from RefSeq and is a predicted model, not a curated record. Lineage: Eukaryota; Metazoa; Chordata; Lepidosauria; Squamata; Natricidae.
ACAAUUAACCAGUGGAACAGCUUGCUUUCAGAUGUUGUAGGUGCUCCAUCAUUGGAAGCUUUUAAGAAGAGACUGCACAGCCAUCUGUCUGAAAUGGUAUGGGGCCUCCUGCUCAAGCAGGGGGCUGAAUUAGAAGACCUGCAAGGUCCCUUCCAACUCUAUUAUUCUAUGUUAUUCUAUGAUGUGGAAGACUGGACUGGAUAGAAGACAAUCAGGGAACCAGUAAUGUUUACAUACUCUCUCUGUGAUGACUUUGCAAUGUAUAAAAAUAUUCUGAAAAUGCAGUAUGAGGAAAAAAUACAGGAAUAUUCAUCCAAACUCUGGCUAGAGAUAAAUGAUCGACUGGAAGACAUUGAGAAACUUUAUAAGCAGAAAGAAAUGAAAACACGAUAUAGCUACCAACAACAAUUAAGUGAUGCACUUGCUAUUCUUAGAAUGAACUAUUCAGCCAAGAUAUCGCUGGCAUCCCUUCUCCUAAAGCACCUCAAGGAACGGAAGCGGACAAGGCGGACACUACUGACCUCCUCUUCAUCCAGCCUAAGGUGGAAAAGGAGAUGAUUCCAUCUCCCAGGCUCUUCAUAGACGUCAUCCAGAACCAAUGGGCAUCACCAGCCUCAGCAGUUCCUGAGGAGGCUCUUCGCCCUGAAGACAAGAGAAUAGAACCAACUCUGGUCCAUAGUCACCAGGCCUCAGCUUGGUCCUUUAGGGCGGGUACCUCUGCUUCAUUCUUUAGUCGCUCUGCUCUCUUAUGGCUAAGGCAACUCCAAGCGAAGCUUCCGGCUAGGGAUUUUAGGGCUCGCAGGGAUAUUAACAAAAUAAAGGUGGCCCUAGAAUACACUGCAGAUGCUUCCUUGGACGCAGCCCGUUUUGCACCCAAGACCAUAGCAUCCCCCAUCCCCACCCAUCGUCUGCUUUGGCUAAAGCAGUGGCAGGCAGAAGCCCGUGCCAAGUGGAGGCUAGCCUCCUUUCCCUAUUCUUCAUCCCUUCUCUUUGGGGUCCCAUUGGAUGCUGUAUUGGUAGAGUCCAAGGAUAAGCGGAAGGUCUUGCCACUAAGAAACAAGAGGGUUGCAGUCAAUCCUUUUAUCGCAGGCAGCCCUUUUGGGGUCAGGACGGGGGUUCCUCCAGCUCCCGUCUAUAAUGUCAGGCUCCCCCCAGACAGGGCCCUUCUUUUUCCAACAGGUCAAGAAGAAACAGCCAGAGAUUCCAGCCCAGAAAGUCAUUCAGGGACAAUACCAACCGAUCCUACUAGAGGCAGAAGUGACUGCCUGGAGGAGCUCCCCAUAGGGGGACGUCUGUCGACCUUCGUGGAUCGUUGGGACAAUAUCACCAACGACGUGUGGGUCAGGUCCACGAUCAGAUUCGGCCUUCUCUUGGACUUGCACUCCAGCCCUCCGAACCACUUUGUCCCGUGCCCCAUAUCCAGGGACCCUCAAAAGAGGCUUCUAGUAGAGCAGGCCAUGCAUCAUCUGCUCCUCAUUCGGGCCAUUCAAUCUGUGCCUCCAGGCCAGGUGGGACGGGAGUUCUACUCUCAUCUCUUUAUCGUGUCGAAGUCUUCGGAUGGCUGGAGAGCAAUCCUCGAUCUCAAAUUCUUAAAUCAAUUCAUCAGGUACAGGAGGUUCAAAAUGCACACUCUCCUGUCAAUCCUAGAGAGUAUGCACAAACAUGAUCUCCACAUCAGUGGACCUCACGGAGGCUUACCUCCACGUACCCAUUCACAAACAACACAGACGGUUCCUCCAAUUUGUCUAUGUGGGCCAUCACUUUCAGUAUCGGGCCCUCCCCUUCGGGCUGUCAUCAGCCUCAAGGGUCUUCACCAAGCUCUUGUCAGUCGUAGUAGCCCACUUAGGUACCAGACCCAUUCGGAUCUUUUGCUACCUGGACGACAUCCUCCUGUUGGCCAGGUCACGCAACUAGGCCCUGCGGGAUCUUCAGAACACCUUGCAGGUGCUUCAGGAGGUAGGAUUCUCCAUCAAUCAGGAGAAAAGCCACCUUGUUCCUACCUCUUGUCUAGUGCACUUGGGAGCCCUCAUCGACUCCGCUCAAGGGAAGGUCUUCCUGUCUCGGGAAUGACAGAUCAGCCUCAGGGACUCAGCCUUCAAGUAUGGAGAAGACAGCAGGCACCUCUUCUCCAGCUGUCUCAACUGUUGGGGAAGAUGGUCUCUUGCUUCUCCAUUCUUGGGCGCGGCUUCACAGCGGCUGCCUCCAGUGGUUUCUUCUGCCAUUCCAGAAGACCAAAAGCAGCUGUUCCCUAGCAAAAGUCAGAUUGAUUCCAGAGGUCCUUCACUCUCUGGACUGGUGGAUAUCCCCAGCCAUCUCUCAGGGGUCCCUCUUCAGGGAACCUCCUCGUCUCGUAGUUACAAGGGACACGAGUUUGACGGGUUGGGUGCUCACCUGGAGGAUCAGAUAGCUUAGUGUCUCUGGUACAACUCCGACCUUUCCCA